This is a messenger RNA of Leptonychotes weddellii (Weddell seal), 2410 nucleotides long. Lineage: Eukaryota; Metazoa; Chordata; Mammalia; Carnivora; Phocidae. The record is from RefSeq and is a predicted model, not a curated record.
CAGGAUACGGCCCCGCCCAUGGGCAGCGCUGCCCAGGUGCGCAGUGCAGUGCAGCCCUGUGUCCCCGAUCCCAGCGAGCGGGAAGAGAAGCCUAGAAAAUGAACUGCUCUUCAGAAAACAACGCACACUUUGAGGGUGGUAACGCCAGACCCUUUUUUUAUGUGCAUGCUGUGGGCCAGCAGCCUUACCCGAGUCCCUGGUACCAGAAUCCCACCUAUAAUCCAUUCUCUGUUCCUGGGGCAGGUUUCAGAAAUGGAAGUCUGUAUUUUCCAUAUUCAGUGGUACUCAGUGAGUCUCCUGGCUUCCUCAUCCCUCAGUCCCCGUUGCCCACUGCGCUUAACCGAAGACCUGUGUUCUAUAACACAGCACAGUUCCGUCAGUGUAGUGGCUAUGGAAAGAAAACGAAGACGAAAGAGACUCAGACUGAACCUCAUCAGGCUGAAAACAGGACUCAGAAACAAGACACCCACUCAGAAGGUGGUAUGGUGACCAGUAUCCCGACUUCUAAUACUGACACAGAAACUGACAACAUUCCUGAACCAACAGAUGGGUUCUUUUCAUCUGUAGCCCAGAAGCCGCAGCUACAUGGUGAGAGCCCUUCUCCUAACACUGUGUAUAGAACAUCACCUCAAGUAAACUAUGCAUCUGGGAAAGGGAAAAUGAGGCUAGAACAGAGCAGAGGAUCCCCUGUAACACAGUUCUGGGAGACUUUGAAGGAAACUGUCCGUUUGUAUGACCUAGCUUAUGGUAAAGCCAUGCCAGACAUCAUGGUGCAGCAUGGUGGGAUGUCACAGAGUUCUCGUGAGAGUACAAGUGUGCUUCGUAACCGUCACGAGGGUGCAGAUGGCAUUACGUGUAACGAUGAAGAAAGCACUAUCUGGUCGGAGCAGUGUCAUGAUGUAAGAGGUGAUGAGGUGGUAAAGUUGGGUUCCAUCAUGGACAUGAACUUGGGUAAAGAAAAAGGCUAUGCAGCUGUUCCCCAAUUCCUGUCCUCUCCAGAUGAAGCGAAAGACAAAGAUGAAGUCCAGGAUAGCCUGAACUCCAAUCUGUGCCAGUCUUCUGGAGAUGGCAAUAAGCUCCAGCAGGAAAGGCCAGUCUGUUCCAGCAAUAAAGUCGUUGAGGACCUGAGCCUAGAGUCCAAAUCCCGGAGUCCCAUUAGCUUUGGGGAAAGCAUGCCAGACAAUGGUAGUGGGGGCCGUGGCUUCCCUGUGAAAGUGGACGAAGGUGAAGUGGUAGAGAGCAACAGCUACCCUGAGAAUUAUGUCCUUCCCCCUACCUCCCUGGCCCAGUUCAGCCAGGUCACUGAAGGCAUUCAAUGUGAUAUGAGCCACUGGCAGGAUGCAGAGCACGGGAAAUCCCCUGAGUCCUCACCAGAAAGCAGAAAGCCAACAGAAGAAGAGGCAGUCAGGUGUGGGGAACUGGAUGAGGUGGUAGAGAGGGACAGCUAUUCAAAGUAUGUUCCUCGCCCUGCCUGGUUGGCCCAGAUGAACAGCAGGGGGGUGGAUGAAGGGAUUCAGUGUGAUAGGAGCUGGUGGCAGGAUGCAGAGCUGGAGAAAUCCCCUGAGCAAAUGCCUUGCAAAGAUGAAGAAUCAUCACCAGACUGCAAAACUAAGGGAUCAUGGAAGACCAUCACGAAUGGGAAGUUGAAAACAGAUGAAGCAGAAAUGACCGUGAAUGAUGAGAUUGAGGAGGAGGAUCAUGAGAACUUCAAAAAGUGUGCAAAGAUUAAAAAAACUGUGAAAGGCAGGAAGCAGAAAUCCCUGAGCAACUUCUCAAGUGGGAACACAGUCUACUUAUUGAAGAAAAAUGCUGCCUUGAACACUGUACUUCCCAAGGAUUCAGAAGACUGUGAGUUGGAAGAGGAAGCUGAAGAUGAAAUGUAUGAGACAGAAUGCCUCUUUGAAGAAGUUAGUCCACUGGGCCCUGUGACAUCUUCCAAAGGAAGGAUUUAUCGUGAGGCUGGCAGGAUCAUCAGGCUGCCACCUGAGUGCUCUCUGCCUCCCCAACUUAUUGUGUGGCCCACCAGAAAUAAGUACAGGUUAAAGCUUGGAGAAUACGAGAGCAUCCCCAUGGUAUGCGAAGUGACAGGACAGAAUGGCAGGUUCCGAGGAGAGGGACUGGAGUCCAAGAGAGCCUCUCACAAGGCCUGGGAAUGUAAGUGACUAACGGGCUUGUCCUGUGUGGUUGUCUGUGGUGGUUCCAUACUGGGUCCUGGAUGCAAAGGCCAUCAUAGAUCAAUACUAUUUCUCCAUUUUGAAAGUAUGUUCUUCAACAACUGUAGGUGCCCAUGUUUGUAGGAUUGGCAGAGAUCCCAGGUUUGAGGUCCUGCAUUCUAGGAAACUGUAAUAUAAUUUGAAACAAAGAACUGUAGGAGAUGAUGGAGAGCUGGGUGGUGGUAAAGGACAGGGGG